GGGGAUGCGGAAAACUCUGUUUUUAUUUGUAGUCAAGGCUAAGAGUCAUCCUGUUUCUUAGAUCCGUCUGGGACAUUCUAAUGUCCACGCAUGCCCCGAUGAGGUUUGCGUGGUGUGGGCAGGACGAUCACUUCCUAGAAACUCAUUUAUUGCAUCGUUCAAGUCGAAGCGGGCCACUGAAGAACUGAGUCAGUCCAAUAUGGAAAUGAAUAUCACCGUUUGGGUAUUCACGAUCGCGUUUAUAGGACUAGCCGAUUCGGGGAGCAGGAACGGAGGAACGUCUCCUCCGAAGUCAACUAAAGCCGCUGGAAUCCCAACACAACAUGUUACACUUCAAAAUGUGUGGACAAGAAGGGAACCUUAUUAUGCCGUCCUAAGGAAUACCAUACUCAGUAAGCCGACAGGAACCCCAAGACUGCAUACCACAACCAUCCCGCCGGUCCGAUUUAGGCCGUUUACUGUAGCACCAAGUAUUAUCACGGAUAGUGGAUUACCGCCUUCAGCGUUCUCUUCAUCCGCAAGCACGAGAGCAACAGAAUUUGAAACCGCAUCAAGUACAGUUCCAACGCAAGGCUCCCUGGUAGCCUCAUCUGGAAAACCCCUCUUGCCAAGUACAAUAUCUCUUUCCAAGUCGCCAACGAAAACGUCCAGUCCACAGUACACUACCGGUAAAAUGCUCUCCAAACCACCAACAGAGAAAAAGUUUACCUUCACUUCCCAAGGGCUGCCAGCAUUUUCCACUUCAUCGGACGGCGUCAGGACCUUACCAAUAUCCUCACCGGUGGGUGGGAAUCCGCCAAAAGAGGCAAUACGGGUAGUGAGCAAUGGCAGUUCAUCGGGGGUGGUGAUUGGCGUUGCGAUUGGGUCGUUUGCAACUGGCUUCCUCACAGCGGCUUUGGUUAUCAAGCUCUACCUACGCAGCAGAUCAAAGACGUAUGGAAGAAAGGAUGGAUCACAGCUCUGCCAUGAUGGUGUGCAUAGUAGCAUUACUGAAACGCCAGUAGCCAUGACGGAGAGUGAGCUGUACGGGAACAGAGCGGCAGAGCCGGAGCAAAGCAACUGUGACGACGGUGUGUACACGUAUGUUGCUUACUAAGCACACGUAGAUAUUGCUGAAGACGUGCCACACGAAUCUUUACUUACACCAUACACUGGAGUGUCCUUUUCUACUUGUUGCAUACCUUCUACAAACACUGUUCUAUUUUCCUUGCGCUGUUGCAAUCACCUCGCUCUUCGACUUAAGACUUCAAAGUACAUUAGAGGAAAACUUUUAAGAAUUACAUGAUAUUGAAGAGCCUGAAGUUUGUCCUUUUCUCAGUUUUCGCGUUCUUGUUCACGAGGAAACUGUUGUUGCACGUACAUAAUUGUAAGAUAAU
This is a messenger RNA of Sycon ciliatum, 1376 nucleotides long. RefSeq lists its product as uncharacterized. The record is from RefSeq and is a predicted model, not a curated record. Bases 200 to 1096 code for a protein of 298 amino acids. The transcript is spliced from 4 exons. Lineage: Eukaryota; Metazoa; Porifera; Calcarea; Leucosolenida; Sycettidae.